This is a messenger RNA of Saccharomycopsis crataegensis, 384 nucleotides long. Its product is annotated as Tma10 protein. Bases 1 to 384 code for a protein of 127 amino acids. The transcript has a single exon. NCBI's taxonomy places the organism in Eukaryota, Fungi, Ascomycota, Saccharomycetes, Ascoideales, Saccharomycopsidaceae. The record is from RefSeq and is a predicted model, not a curated record.
AUGUUUCCUGCUGUUUCUUUUCAAAAGAAUUCUUAUGGUGCAUAUCUUAUUUAUUCUAUUAUCAUCAAUAUUUAUUCGUUCGCACACUCCUCAAUUACUACUACAACAAUGACAAGAACCCACAAAUGGUCCCACAGUGAAGAAAAGUACUUCACCCACAACGGCAACUUCAACGAGGCCCCAAACAAGGUCAAGAAGAACGGCGCUGGUAAAGGUAACUGGGGCACAGAACAAGACGAAUUGAACGAAUUGAUCGACUCCGGUGAAGCCCCAGAGUUGCUCAAUAAAGGAGGCAGCAGAAGAGGCAGUAACUCCAUGGUCAGGGAAAUGCGCUUCCAGAAAGUCAACGACAGUGCAAGAGAAGUAUUUGAAGAUGAAGAUUAG